CAUUUAAUUAAUUCGUAUAAAAAUUGUUUUAGAAAUAUUUGGAAACAAAUAAUGAGAGCGGGAAAUAAAACCCUGAAGAUUCAUCAAAAUCCCUAAUUUGUGACCAAAUUUUGCUUUGAUGGAAACCUUUCAGUUUCCGGAGAGUAAUAAAAAUCAACACUAAAUAGCGUCAUGUAUUUAGCGUCGGUUCUUCGUUACUCACUGGGAUCCAAGAGUUGGUGAGGAUUUUUGAUUUUUCGAAAUGGAUUCUGCGGAUGAAGAAGGUGUAAAGGUUGGCGAAGCCAACGGACGCGGUGGUCUGCGCAGGAAUCGGAGAGCUUCUAGGAAGCGGGCUGAUUACGUUGACCCUCUGACCGACGACGACGACGAAGAUGAAGGACCCAAGCGUAAGGGUAAAAAGGUUGGUUAUAAGGCUCGGACAAAGACUGCAAAGGAAGACGAUGAAGGUCUUAGGGUGGAAGAUGCCAACAAAGGCGCUGCUCUGGUGAGGGAGAAGAGAGCAACCACUAAGAUUAGGAGCCCAAUUACUCACCAAUCUGAAGCUUCUGUAAGCAAGCCGCAUGAGGAAAAGGGAAAUAGGGCUCGGAAAAGGAACAAGGAUGGAAUCGAUGGCGAGGUUUCAGGUAAGUCGUUCAAGAAGCCGAGGACUAAAGUAGAUGGCAGUGUCCAUGUUGGUUACCUCCCGGACAAUAUGUGUCACCAAUGUCAAUAUAGCGACAAACGUGUUGAAAAGUGUCAGAACUGCAAGAGUAAGCGUUAUUGUUACCCGUGCUUAGACACUUGGUACCCCCGUAUUGCAAAAGAAGAUGUUGCCAAGAAAUGCCCAUUCUGCUGUAGUAUGUGCAAUUGCAAAACAUGCUUGCGUCUAGAUACUAAUAUACAAGGGAUAAAUUCAGACCUCAUGGUCAGCGAGGAAGAAAGAGUUCAAUCGUCUAAGUUUAUUCUGCAGAGGCUUCUCCCACACCUGAAAGGAAUAAAUGAUGAACAAAUUGCUGAGAAGGAAAUCGAGGCAAAUAUCUCAGGACUGGAGUUUGAAGAGGUGAGGCCUCUAGAUGCUGAAUCUUUCCCUGACGAAAGACUAUACUGUGAUAUCUGUAAGACUUCGAUCUUUGAUCUCCAUAGGAGUUGCAGGGAAUGUCCUUGUGAUAUCUGCCUUACAUGUUGCCUUGAGAUCCGCAAUGGAAAGGCUCAGGCAUGUCAGGAGGAUGUGUCCUGGAAUUAUGUUAACCGAGGUUUAGAGUAUGAACAUGGAGACGAAGGCAAAGUUAUUGUGAAGCCGGAUGUUAAGCCGGAUGAUAAGCCAGAUGAUAAGUUGGAUGAUAAGCCGGUUUGCAAAGACCAGAUGAAAGAUCCAUCUAUGUGGAAAGUAAAUGAAGCUGGAAUCAUUACUUGUCAUUGUGGUGAUGAGGGUUUAGUGUUGAAACGCCUACUUCCUGAUGGUUGGGUAUCUGAUUUGUUAAAGAAAGUAGAAAAACUUGCGGAAGCUGGCGAGCUUUUCGAUUUACCUGAAACAGUAUUGGAGCGAUGCCCUUGUUUUAAGUCUAAUGGUCAUAUUGACAUGGACAAUGGUAACUUGUUAAAGGCUGCUUGUCGAGAAGAUUCGGAAGACAAUUAUCUGUAUUGUCCAAGUGUUAGAGAUGUUCAACAAGAUGACCUGAAGCAUUUUCAACAUCAUUGGGUAAAAGGUGAGCCUGUGGUUGUGAGAAAUGUGCUUGAAGCUACAGCUGGGUUAAGUUGGGAACCAAUGGUAAUGUGGCGUGCCUGCCGCCAGAUAAGCCACGUCAAGCAUGGAGAACUUACUACUGUUGAUGCUGUUGAUUGUAUGGACUUCUGCGAGGUAUCUAUUAAUCUGCAUCAAUUCUUUACUGGUUAUACAGACGGCCGUUAUGAUCGCAUGGGUUGGCCACUAGUUCUGAAACUGAAAGAUUGGCCUCCAACUAAGACUUUCAAAGAAAAUUUGCCACGUCAUGCUGAAGAGUUCUUAUGCAGUUUGCCUUUGAAGCAUUACACCCACCCGGUAAAUGGACCUUUGAAUCUUGCUGUCAAACUUCCCGAAAAUUGCUUGAAGCCUGACAUGGGACCAAAGACUUACGUUGCUUAUGGAUUUGCGCAAGAAUUUGGCCGUGGAGAUUCUGUUACUAAGCUUCACUGCGACAUGUCUGAUGCGGUGAAUAUUUUGACGCACAUAGCUGAAGUGCCUAUGGAUAAUUCAAAACAACCUGGAAUUAAAAAUCUGAAAAAAAAGCAUGCUCAACAAGAUUUCAAGGAGCUGUACAGCUCUGUAGCUAACAAGGAGGAAAUGAUGAAGAUUCUUGUAAAGUCUAAACAAGAAGUUGAAAAUGUUGACACUGAUGACGGAGCUCUUUGGGACAUUUUCCGUAGAGAAGAUAUUCCAAAAUUAGAAAGUUACAUCGAAAAACAUCACAAGGAGUUCAGACAUCUCUACUGCUCCCCUGUGUCACAGGUUGUUCACCCGAUACAUGACCAAAAUUUCUACUUAACCCGAUAUCAUAUAAUGAAGCUGAAAGAAGAAUAUGGCAUUGAACCUUGGACCUUCAAUCAGAAGCUAGGAGAUGCCGUUUUAAUACCUGUAGGUUGCCCUCAUCAAGUUAGAAAUUUGAAGUCCUGCACAAAGGUAGCGCUUGACUUUGUCUCACCUGAGAAUAUCGGCGAGUGUUUACGCUUGACAAAACAGUAUCGUCUACUUCCACCUAAUCAUUUUGCGAAAGAAGACAAGUUAGCAGUGAAGAAGAUGAUAAUCCAUGCAGUUGAUAAGGCUCUUAGAGACUUAAGUGGAGAGAAGUCUCCAGAACCCAAAGAGAAAAAACAAUUUAAGAGAGGGUCGAAGUCAAAGGCGAUAUCCAAGGCAGUUGUUAAGGCUUUCAAAGACUUACCAAAAUCUUCGGAAGUCGAAGAGGAGAAAUCAAAGGGGAUAGUCGACGAUGUUGAUAAGUCUGUCAAAGACUUACCUCCAAGUGAAAAGUCUUCUGAAGCCAAAGAGGAGAAAUCAAAGUGGGUAGUCAAUCCUAUCGAUAAGGCUCUCGCAGAUUUAGCUCCAACUGCAAUGAAGUCUCUGGAAACCGAAGGGAAGAGAAAAGCAAAAAUAGUGAAGACAUACGUGAGGAGAAAAAAGCUGGGAAAUGAAGAAAUGCGUAGACAUUGGGUGUGGCAGAUGAGAGACGGAGAAGAGUAGGAGUAAUUUAUUAUUGCAUCUCUAAUCUCAUCAUCAUUUUUUGGUAGCUGAAAGCAAACUCUUUUUGUAAUUUCCUUUAUUGAAUCUCUAAGUUAAACAGAGCACUAAGGGAGUAAGUAGUAAGAAGGUACCUAGUACGUACAUAGAUCUCUUGGCAUAUUCUGUAUUCUCUCCUCAAUAAUCCAACUCUGUUUAGUUACACAA
Capsella rubella is the source of this 3397-nucleotide messenger RNA. Its product is annotated as lysine-specific demethylase JMJ25. The coding region runs from base 242 to 3193 and encodes 983 amino acids. Gene Ontology annotation, biological process: regulation of transcription by RNA polymerase II. Lineage: Eukaryota; Viridiplantae; Streptophyta; Magnoliopsida; Brassicales; Brassicaceae. Gene Ontology annotation, molecular function: transcription coregulator activity; chromatin DNA binding; histone H3K9 demethylase activity. Gene Ontology annotation, cellular component: chromatin; histone deacetylase complex. The transcript has 16 exons. The record is from RefSeq and is a predicted model, not a curated record.